Molecule: messenger RNA, 650 nt
Organism: Drosophila navojoa
Lineage: Eukaryota; Metazoa; Arthropoda; Insecta; Diptera; Drosophilidae
Gene: mRpL51
Product: mitochondrial ribosomal protein L51
Biological process (GO): translation
Cellular component (GO): mitochondrial large ribosomal subunit
Molecular function (GO): structural constituent of ribosome
Source: RefSeq, a predicted model, not a curated record
AGUCGAAACAGCUGUAGCAGCUGCUGCCUAUCAGCUUUUCAAUUAACUAUUUACAAUUACCUAAUCGUGAAUUAAAACGAAGACCAAUAAUGUCUUGGCUGGUCGGCACGUUUCAGAAGCUGUGUGGCGUGGGUCAACUCGCUGUUAAGUCGAAGCCGCUGGCGCUCACCUGUUCAACGACCGUGCGUCAGCUUUCGCAUGCCGAGCGACGGGCACGCGGUCCCACAGUGCGACGCUAUGGCUACAAGGAAAAGAUCUUUCAAGGUGGACUGCUGCCGCAUGUAGAUAAUGGACACAAGCUACCCAUGCCCGUGUACAGGCCCAAGAAUCCUUGGUCGGAGAAGCGUGCUCUGUUUGGACAAAACGAUUUUAUAGACAUACUGGGCAACGACCGGCUUCAUCCCACCCGUGUGCUUUACUCGGUGCCAUCCUGGCUGCGGGGCGUUUCGGGCAAUGAGUACCAAGUGCUACUGCGCAAGCGCCGAAUGCUGGAGAAGACCAAAUAUCCGAUUGCCCGCCCCACCAAGUGGAAGGAUUUGCAAAAGCGUAUUUUAUAUUUGUACAGAUUCCUUAACCGGAAGACUAAAACCGGAUACUCUACACAAUAAUUCAUGAUUAAAGAUAUUAGUUGAAUAAAUUCAUUCUUUUAA